Molecule: messenger RNA, 1263 nt
Organism: Closterium sp. Naga37s-1
Lineage: Eukaryota; Viridiplantae; Streptophyta; Zygnematophyceae; Desmidiales; Closteriaceae
Source: the annotation of a GenBank genome assembly
AUGGCGAAGGUUGCGGAUCUUAUCAUGGGGCUCGGCGUUUCCCACGGCACUGAAUUGUUACUCGCCUACAGCCCUUUCGGCGAAUUCGACGAACUGCUUCGCCAAACGCUAAAGAAGGUUCCUCCCAACAUGCAGUGGUUCUCCUGGGGCUUUGACCAAGUGAUCUUCCUAUUCCACAUCUACCAAGCUGAAGGCAGCGGUACAGCAAGGCUCAAAAGCGCUUUGGAGGAAAUCGACGAGAACUACGACGAUUUCGUGUUCACCAUUCGCAAGCCCGGGUCCGGGAACAACGGUACCGGCGACGACGACGACGGGGAGGAUUUCGUCUUUAAUAUUCCAAAGAAGAUGGUGCAAGCAGUUGCUGCUCCGAUCAUCUUCACCAGCCCGCAUCCCAGGCAGACGCCUGGGUUCGGCCAGGGGCCUGCUGGUGCAAUAGGCGGGAACAGCAGCGGGAGCAGCAACCGGGUUCCCUCCGGGCAUCAGUCAGGGCGAAAAAGCCCAACUAUGUCAGGCGCUAAGGUCUCCCCCGACGAUGCAGCCGCAGCAGGAGGGGGAGAGGGAGGGGGGGGCGAGGGAAACCCGGCCCAAAGCGGGCUGAUAGCGAGAGCCAGAGCUGCGUGGUCUGUGCAGGUGGGGCGAUCGGGAGGGAAGGAUGGCGGGGGGACGUGGGAAGGGGAGAAGAUCCGGGGACAGGUGGGGAACCUGGCCCCGUCGGGGCUGACUUGGGAGGAGGAGAUUGCGUCGCAGUUGGCCUCGGUAGGGGUGCUGGUGGGGCCGGCUAAGGCCCAGGCCAUGGCUGCUGCGGCAGCUUCUGUUAAGGAAGCGAAAGGCGGUGGGGCGGAUGGAUCGGGUGACGGUACUGCUGCUGGUGGCGGGACCGGAGGGGUGGGAGCAGGAGGUGGAGGAGGAGGAGGGGCUGGGGGAGGGGCAGCAGGAGGGCCAGCAGGAGGAGGAGCAGCAGGUGUGACGACGCCUAGGAGCAGGCUGAACCAGCCGCCGAUCGAUCACGCGCGGUCAUUCUCCACUGCAGGCGCAGGGUCCGGGUUUGGCAUGCAGGGGUCGCGGCUGAGGGACCGCGUGUACGUGGGCAUGCCCGCACAGGCGGCUGGAAGGAUCUUUGCGCGCAACACGUCCAUGCCCAAUGGCGGGCGGCCAGCUGGCGGUGCGAUCGGGGCAGGGCUGGGCGGGGGCCUGGGGCGGCUGGCUCGGGGGCUGAAGAAGACUUUCAAUCUGCAGAGCAGUCAUGAUAAGCUGAUUGGGUGA